Molecule: messenger RNA, 1868 nt
Organism: Linum trigynum
Lineage: Eukaryota; Viridiplantae; Streptophyta; Magnoliopsida; Malpighiales; Linaceae
Source: the annotation of a GenBank genome assembly
GUUAUUGUAGGAGGGAGAGGACAGGUGGGAUAUGAAUAUUCUGGAAAGCUGUUUUCCAGCCGAGAUGGUACAAGCAAUAAGGGCAAUUCCGAUCCGAUCAGGAGAAGCAGAUGAAUUGAUCUGGCAGCACUCAAGCAAUGGGGAGUAUACGGUUAAGGAAGGAUACCGGGUUUGGUUGGAGCAAUCGAUGGCACAAAAGGGAGUACAGGGGUCAAGUGAGGGAGGAUUUUGGAAGAAGUUAUGGAGUAUGAAAGUGCCCCCCAAGGUGAGACAUUUCUUAUGGAAAUUCGCUAAUGAUAUUCUGCCUACAGGGGACAGGGUGAGCAGAAAGUCUGACAGAUGGAGUGAGAAAUGUCCUUUCUGCGACGACAGGGAAACACAGCUGCAUGCUUUUGUGGAGUGUGCAUGGGGAUCGAGGAUAUGGCGCCAAUCUCAGUGUGCAGACCUGUAUAUGUUGCAUGACGGGGGAACGACGGUGGAAUGGUUGAAGAAGGCUAGGGAGAAAGCAGGGGAGGACUGGUUCGAAGAGUGGAGUGUGCUUCUAUGGUUCCUGUGGAAGGAGCGUAAUGCUCAAUUAUUCAAUGGGCUGAAAACGGCGGAAGAAGAAAUAGUGCAGCGAGCAAAAAUCUUCCUAGAUGACUACCGGGAACAUCAAGAACGGAGAAUAGCUACCCAACGUGAGACGGGGGACAGGAAGUGGCGGAAGCCCCCGACGGGCCGAGUAAUGGUGAAUACAGACGCUGGGAUUUUGCAGGAAGGAGGCAUAGGGCUGGGCGUGGUGAUGAGGGACGAGAAUGGAUCCUUUGUUCUAGCUACUGCCAAGAGAGUUAAGGGAGAAUUCACGGUGGAAAUGGCGGAGGCUUUGGCUCUUGAGAUGAGAGCACAGUUGGUUCAACAAUUUCAUGUCCAAAAUCCAAUAAUGGCGACAGAUUGUUUACAACUUGUGCAUCUGUUGACGGAGACAUCUUCAUCUAGAUCGGAGGUUGGGGUGCUAUGCAGAAACAUAAGGAGAUUGGUGGAUGAACGACAAGGAAGCUUUUCUCAUGUGUACAGGGAGGCGAACGAAGCAGCACAUAUAUUGGCACAUGCACGUACGAGAUGGGAUGAGCGCGUGGUUUGGCUCGAUAGGCCGCCAAUCUGCAUAGUAGAUCAAGUUAGUAUGGACAAUGUAGCAGCCGACUCCAUUUGAUGAGUUUUUUCCACAGGUUCAUGUCAAAAAAAAAAAAAAAGAGAUUGCAUGGGUCCAAAAUAAUGAAACUUAAUAAAUCGAUAAAUAAAAUUAACAAAAUAAAAUUUACAUGAGAAAUUGUGAAAAACUUCAUCCGAACUGUCCGCUAUUUUGCGGCCAAAACUGUCAUGCGCUUCCUUUUUCAGUGAUUACUUGGUUUUGCAAAGCAUGGAACCGACAGAGACAAAACCUCAUACCUCCCAUUUUCAAUAUCUAUGCUUGGAUUCACGUCCACUUCAAAGUUCAAGGGGCUGUUUUGACCUUGCUCCAACAACAUUUUCACCAUCGUUACCCAAAGGCAAUGGAAAUUAAUACUCCUACCAGAAGCAGGCUUCUUCUCCACAACUAUUGGGCGAGUACUUGGAGCAUCAUCCAGUUUUGGUUUCAGUUCAUCGUAGCAGGAUUUCACCCUUUCUGCUGUGAUGUUUCCAAACAAAAGCUCAGCUGCUUUGUUCUUUACCAGGAGAGGUAUAUAUUCCGAUUCAUCCCACACAUAUAACUGCCAACAUCAGAUGUCUCUGUCAGUGCUGCAUAAUGUCACCUUGAAAGUCCCUUUUAUGUUUAAUAUUAAACAACGAUAUACAGAAGAAAAAAAAACCAUGACUUAGUAGUUAAGGUAAAAUAUAUGAUCGCCUCACAC